CAUUACUUGCUGUUAUAUGGUGGCUACAAUUCGAUUAAAGGGUUAGGUUAACUUUAUGUAGUUUAAUGAAUUGAAGGUCCAAUGCCGGAAAUCUUAUUGAGACAAACACAUUAUUAAAUAGAACAAUUCACAUAGGAUUCCAAAGUAGAAGCUAACAAAGUAACCACCUUUCAUGUGGUUCCCUCUCAUUGACCUAUCUCUUGGGGUAUCAAAUACAAUUGUUUUGUGUUUUUAUUUUAAUGGUCAAAAAGCACACACACUUCCAUUAGUGAUGCAUGUAAAACUACACUCCAUUACAUAGCUUUUAGCAAGAUUCUUUGGGUUUCACUUUAGGGUUGGCUAGCUAGCUUUAUGUUGCUUCAUAAGCUUUGUUGAUUUUAGUGAAGUCAAGUAGUACUAGUACUUCUUCUUCCCCCAUCUUAUUUAAUCAUGAUUCAUGCAUGUAACUUGGUGGCUGUCCCUCCAAUUCCUCAAUGGAAUUAUGCCUAUGACAACUUCUUCUUUUGUCAAGUUUAAGGCCAUUGGAGAUUUCAAGUCAUAUGCAUAUCAAUUCAUACUAUUUAAUGUGCCUUUAUAGUUCACCAUUCAACAUGUUUCUUCCAAAACUCGGUUGAAUACUUCGAGAUGGGUCGUUUAGAGGGAUACUUUAACUAGAUAAUUAGAGCAACUGUCUCAACAUGAUUUGUCUUGCUUUGGAAAGUGAAGAUAACAUAAGACAACUGGUGCACGAGACAUUGUGAAAUGUCUCCGAUAGGAUGCUUAUAAUAGUCGAUCUCAUGGGAUGAAUUUUCUAAAAUAUCUCAUUUUAAUUAAGUCAAAUGUCUCAUUUUACGAAAUUUUCAUUCAAACAAUCCACGAGGCAUCUAGUUAUAUAUGGAUAUAUUGAUUGGAACCUGAAUUCAUAGUUAUACUAAAAUCGAAGUAUGUAAGGUAACUUUGUAAGAUUUAUACUUGGUAUUUUCACCCUGAUAGAGAUCAGCGUGCAAGUGAAUACUCGAUUUAUUGAGACGAAUUAAAUCUCCGCAAAGGAUAUAACAUUCACGAGUUUUGGGGUAGCAGGGGGCUAAUUGCAUACACAAACUAUAACCUCAUACCAAAAUUUCAAAAGCAUAUAUCUCUCUUCAUAGACUACACAUAGCUCUACUUCGAUAUGAAUGUAUGAAUCUGGAACAUGCAUAAUUUUGUAAUGCAAUCCAAAAGUUUCAUACCAGCUAGAGUGCAUGGACCUAACUGCCCCUAAGGCAGUCGAGUUCAUUAUGUCAAAUACAAAGAGAAAACACUUUGAUGUGGUCAUGCUCAUAAAAGAGGUAACACUAAUGUGCCUCUUUAAUCAUUGUUUGCCAUAUGGUCAGUCGGGGCCCUUUCUAAAGCUCAAGCUCAAAGGAUCCAUAUAUAUAAAAAAAAAAGCUCAAGCUCAAAGGCUCUCAAAACAAAGCAAAAAAAGGUUUCACUACAUAUUUUUAAGCACAGGCAAUAGAGUUGAAAUUCUAUCAAAUAGUGUAAUGGUCAAUCCCAUAAAUUAAAGAAAGCUCCCCUAAAAGACAAGAGAAAGAAAAGGGAGGAGGAAAAAAAGAAAUUUUACAAAUGGAACUUUUUAUCCAAUUCAAACUAGCCCACGAUAAAAAUUGGUUUAGUCUUUUAAAAAAGUUAAAAAUUCUAUCUCCCUUACCCUUAAAGCUUUUUGUAAAUAUAAAGUUUUUUUAACAAGCCAAGCAUGUUCUAAGCCCUUUAAAACCUUUAGCUUUUUCUCCAUCUCUUUUUUACAAACUAAGCAUAUGCUCCAGUAAUUUCACUUUGAGUUUACCAAAACUAGUUUCCUUUGGUUUAGUUGUUUUUCAGCCACCCAAGAGCAAAAGCUUAAUGAUAUUAAGUGUGUAUUUAUCCUAUCAUAUUUCUAGUCCACCUGUACAACAUCAUAAUUGAGUAGAUUCACAAAACAUAAGAUUUACAUAAAAUUUAUCUGAGUAAUACUAUAAGGAUGUUAUCACAUAUUAAAUUGAUCCCUUACCAAAAUUUAUUGAACAUACAUUCCCUAUUUGAACAAGAUUUAGCUAGACGUGAGUCGGUUAAUAAGAAUUUUAAUCAACCAGCAAAUAAAUAUUUUGCAAUAUAAAUCGUCUCCUCAAUAUUAGAGAGUGUAGAUUUUUCAUCCUUAAACAUAUGCCUAGUUCGAAAAAAAAAUGUCUUAAUAUCCUUAACAACCUCCUUAAUUUUGCUUAGCUUGCAUAUAAACCUUAGUUGUGUAACCAUCGAGACCUGUACUUCUGUUCAUUCAUGGCCAAAAGGAUAGGGGGUGUUCAAACGGAUUGGUUACCGUGGUAAUCAUAUUAAUCGGGAGUAUUCGGUUAAUUUGGUUUGGUUAAAGAAUUUAGCUUAUUUGAUUUAGGGUGGUUUGGUUUAGACACUGCUAACCAAUGAAACCAAUUAACCAAUUAAUGAUACACCUAAUAUACAAAAUUAUUUAUACUUUCAUGCAACCAACCAAACCAAACUUUCGUGAUUCCCUAUUUUAUUUCCUUGUGCACAACAAAUCAAAGCAUUAUGGUCAAAAAUUAAAUGGGCCUGCCUAUUUACUAAACCAAAACAUUUUGGACAGCUACUAGACUUUAGGAUUACGUACAAUACCAUGACAGCCACCUCAAACAAUGUAUAGUUUAAGUGUUUUGUACGAGAGCUUUAACUUCCUGAUGAGUGGUAUUGGUAUGUAUUUAAUACUUAUGUUAAAGGUUUGUUGUAAGCUAACUAUAUUAGGUGCAAUUAUGAUGAAUGAUGUAUUAACUCGAAUGAUGAUGAUAAUCAUGGUUAGUCUUAUUAUUAUUGCUUAUAUAUAAUGAUAUUUUAUGAUAGUAAUCACAUAUGGUUAUGUUUUAUUUAUUAACAAGAUAAUUAUUUUCAUGUAAUGUUAUAUUAUUUGGUUAAUCAGAUUAACCAAACCAAUUAAACUUUGGUUUGGUUAAUUUGGUUUUCGUGUUAAUUUGGACGAUUUGGUUAAAACAUUAUUUCAUAGUUAAUAAAAUUUAGACUUAAUUUGUUUGGUUAUUACCACGGUAAUCAUUUGAACACCGGACAAGAAGCAAAGCCCCAAAACUUGUUGAAUGCGAAUAGGGUAAUCCUCGACCAGCCAGGCCUGAUUUGCACUUUAAAGCCCAAUAACAUUAAGCCCAGCAGUGAAACCGGCCGCCUCAAAGUUUCCGGCCCGCCCAGCCACUCUGGUCCAUUCAUAUUUGAUUUCCCCUCGUCACCCACGCCAAGACAGUAGACGCCUGAGUUCGAUCGUUAACAACACCUUGAGUAACGAGUUUCUUCAUAUCUCAGCAGACAUAGCAGCUUUGUGGUUUGGCCUUUCGGUGCUCGAUCGUUUUCCUUCUCUACUGUUGCAUCCAUUCCGGCUUUCUAUUUACUCAUUUAUUGGAGAUGAAUCCGAAGCUGGCGAUCUCGUUUCGACAGCCUGCAAGUCGCACUCAUAACGCACGCUACCUGUUCGAUAAAAGUUCCCGAUGAAGUUUCUUGACCUCCAAUCUCGGGAUACACUGAACGCGAUCAACAUUCUAAUAGUACUAGAUGCAUUGCUCAGUUAUGGUGUACAGAAACUCGCGGAAGUUUCUCCGCGGUGCAGCCCGUACCGAACUGGGUAGAUUCAGAGAUGUGUGGUUGAAGUUGAGGCUGUAUCAUUGUUCUUCCGAAGAAGUCCUGCCUUUCGAAUGGUACGAGAAGGCGUUCCCCAAAAUUCGGAAACUGACCCAACAGUUGCAUAAUGUGGAUUUGAUCGACGGAAGGGCGGUGAACAUAGUAGACGAUUCGUUCAUAAUGAACCCCAGGGUUCUGCACAAGGUCACUACUUUUAAGUCUCUGGUCAGGGUUUUCAUUGGAUCUCCAUUGGUUCAGCAGAAGACCAAGGAGAAUGUGGUGGCAAACGGAAGAGGUUUAAGAAGCAACGCGGUUGCUUAUUUCAGCAAUGCAAGCGAAAGAGAGCCCAUGAUUGUGGAUUCACUGACCAAAGUUGGCAACUUUCUGAACGUAUCAGCGCAACAGAGGAAGGAGGUGCGAGUCACGAUCUGCCCACAGGUGACCCACCAUCGAAUAUGGACGGGCGCACUUCAGGAGGUCUUGAACUCGUUGAGGUUGGAGAUGGACUGCUUGGGUUACGAUUGUUCAUCAGGCAAUAUGGGGCAUCAGAUCAUCUCCAGCUGUUUCGCCCUAUUAGGUGAUUCAGACACUUCUCCAGAAGAUGAACCCACUUCAUGGAUGCGGCUUGCACCUUCUAAGCCCACCAAUCCUAACAAGUCUCGGACGUGGGAAGACGUUCUUGAGAUGGUGUAUGAUCUCAUCGGGUGUUUGAGACACGAAAAGGAGUCGCUUUAUCACAUUUCCAAACUCGAGGUUAUGAAAGAAGGGUUGACUCAGAUCAAGGAUGUGCUGGUCGAUAAAGGGAUCGGUUAUCGAGAGGCUCGUCAUCAGGAAACCCUAGUGCAGAAAAAGCUCUCCAGUACAUUGGGUCAUUCCUCUCGUUGCCUGUUCACGCUUCUGCUGUAUUACCUCUAUGGACAAGUGAGAGACAUUGAAGUUGAUCUUUGUGGGGGGCUGUACAAGACUGAUGAUAAGAAUAGGUUUCGUCUGAGAAUGGGAAGGAUUUUAACUUCAGAUGAGGAGCCGAUGGUUCUAAGAGGAGCUAAGCAUUUGGAUAGAGUUCUUGAGCUGUUUAAGUUUGUGUGGGAAACUGCUGGUAUGAAAGGUGUUCUUGAGCUGGAAGGUCAUCUUUUUUGCGUGGAUGCGCAGGACAGAGUGACCACGUAUAGAGGGAACUCGUUCUUUGUUCAUGGGAUUAACUUUUGACGAUGAUGCUAUUGUUCAAUCCAACAGAUCACUUUUUCUGCAAUUUUUGUCACUAUGUCACAUGCUUGAUCGUUUAAUGAUAUGAAGGUAUGUGCACGGUCAUGUCCGAUCCAGGGUUGGAUCGAGCUUGAUAGUUUGGAGUCGAUACAUUGUAAAACUUGUUCACAUCUAGGAAAUAGGAAAUGUAUUCUUUCCACACCAACAAAAAAUGACUCGAAAUAUUUUCUGCAUUGAAUGAGAACAGAAGAAAAAAGAUGGAAACCCCAAUCCAUUUCAAAAACAUUCGACAUCCAUUGCCCUGCUCUUGAAACGAAGCAGAAACUGUGAAAUCGGUUAAGCCAAACAGUUACAGAUUCUUAGUCACAGAUCAGAAAAACCGAUGUGCUUCUAGAGUGACUCCAAAGUGUUUCCAAACCCUUCAUUUCAGCUUUGAUUUUGAAGAGCUCUGUAAAGGCUUUGCAAUGGUUCGGGCAGGAGCACUCUUCGCGACCUUCUUCAUAUCAUACUUCACAGAAGAGAAUGCACAGAUGACUGCAAGCACGAUUGUCGGGUAGACAUAGACUGAUUUAGUAGGAUCGGUGUUCACCGGCUUCCCCAAGAUUCCUUCCUUGAUAAGCCCCCAGAGUAUCAAAAGUGUCCCAAACAUGCUCAUCCUCCCAGGUUUUAGGAUCCCGACCAGUGAUCCUGCCACUGUAAAGUAGCUUCCAGCAAGAACCUGGAAUCAGAAAACCAACAAGCGGGAACUGAAAUCUCAGUAAAGCACACUACCAAGCUGUUCAAGCUAUAGCUAAUUAUGUUGAAAAUGUACAAGUACUAUCAUAAUGAGCCAUUAAUGGCUAGGUGAAGGGGCUCUAGGAUAAAACUUCAGCAGAGUUAGGUGCUCAUUUAGUUGUUUUCACCAAUCACCACAAAGAAUAGGGUGUGGAAUUUAGCUCCUACGACCUCACCUUAAAAAGAGACAAAACCAGUCUCAUACCCUUCCCAGAAAGGGGAAGAGGCAGAGAUGGUAAUAAAAUCAGUUUCAGCAA
Linum trigynum is the source of this 5861-nucleotide messenger RNA. The record is from the annotation of a GenBank genome assembly. Lineage: Eukaryota; Viridiplantae; Streptophyta; Magnoliopsida; Malpighiales; Linaceae.